AUGUCUACACCACAAACCACGAAAGCCUGGACAGUUGAGGGCGCGGGCAGCUUCGACUGUCUCAAGUUUGACAAGGAGCGCGUCCUCCCUGCACUCUCCGACAACGAAGUGUUGGUCAAAUUCCACGCUGCGUCUCUCAACUACCGCGACAUCAUCAUUGCCUUGGGCUACUAUCCUUUCCCGGCGACGCCAAAUGUCAUUCCAGGCUCCGACGGAGCUGGAGAAAUUGUGGCAGUUGGUUCUAAAGUCACCCGCUUUGAGAAAGGUUCCAAGGUUUUGACACUGUUCAACCAAGCACACUAUGGUGGGCCGUUGACCCCAAAGAUCUUGGGUACAGGGCUAGGUGGUGUCCUUGAUGGCACUAUGCGACAGUACGGCGUUUUCAAUGAGAAUGGACUGGUGGACAUGCCAAAGAACCUCAGCUAUCUGGAGGCCGGAACACUAUCUUGCAGCGCCCUGACGGCAUGGAAUGCUCUCUACGGGCUCAAAGCAGUCCAAGCGGGCGACUGGGUUCUGACGCAGGGUACGGGCGGUGUGAGCAUCUCUGGCCUGCAGUUUGCAAAGGCGGCAGGGGCUCGAGUCAUUUCCACGACGUCUUCUGCAGCAAAGGUUGAGGUAUUGAAGAAGCUCGGAGCGGAUCAUGUCAUCAAUUACAAGGAGACCCCGAACUGGGGCGAGGAGGCCAAGAGGCUGACGGGAGGUGCUGGUGUUGAACAUGUCAUCGAGGUUGGAGGCGCGACAACUGUGGCAGAGAGUCUGAAAGCCGUCGCCAUCGGUGGUCUUAUCACCAUUAUUGGCUGGAUCGGCGGAGAGGGAGAAGCAGGGCCGGUUUUCCCUCAGAUCUUGGCCAGCCAGGCUGUCGUCAGGGGAAUCGUUGUGGGAAGCCGAGAACAAUUCGAAACAAUGGUCCGGACUAUUGAGGCCUCCAACAUCAAGCCCGUUGUUGAUCAACAAGUCUUUAAGCUCGAGGACCUCAAAGAGGCCUAUAAGUAUAUGUGGGAUCAGAAGCAUCUUGGCAAAGUCGCAAUCAAGAUUGAGUAG
Messenger RNA from Ilyonectria robusta, 1041 nucleotides. RefSeq lists its product as uncharacterized. The coding region runs from base 1 to 1041 and encodes 346 amino acids. Gene Ontology annotation, molecular function: oxidoreductase activity. The record is from RefSeq and is a predicted model, not a curated record. Lineage: Eukaryota; Fungi; Ascomycota; Sordariomycetes; Hypocreales; Nectriaceae. The transcript has 4 exons.